Rana temporaria (common frog) is the source of this 2546-nucleotide messenger RNA. It is a transcript of the gene PDE1A, whose product is annotated as phosphodiesterase 1A. The record is from RefSeq and is a predicted model, not a curated record. Gene Ontology annotation, molecular function: 3',5'-cyclic-nucleotide phosphodiesterase activity. Lineage: Eukaryota; Metazoa; Chordata; Amphibia; Anura; Ranidae. The transcript has 14 exons. Gene Ontology annotation, biological process: signal transduction. Bases 448 to 2064 code for a protein of 538 amino acids.
AAUCUGUCUUUCAUGGAGAGCUUAAGUAAUUCUCCUUUAUUCCAAAUGACAAUGAAUCCUUGGAUAUUGCAAAGUGCUUUUGUGCUUCGGUGAACACAACUGUAAAACUCAGCGGCAUGUGGGAAGAGCUUGAGCGUACAGGCAGGCAGUGGUAUACUUAACCAUCUUGCAUGUACUGUUUCUACUUAUCAGAGCAAGAGGAUACUUUAAACUGCUGAAAUCCAAAGGAGACAGAACAGUGGGAUUUUUCCAUUAAGUUACCAAAAAAAAAGAGCUUUCUCUUUAACUCUUUAAACUCUUUAUGAUAUAGGUUCUUUUUUUUUUUCUUUUUUUUACUACUGCUAUAUUUUUACAUGCAUUGGGUUAGUGGAUUGCAAUGGACUAAGGAAUGCUUUUACUUGGUGGGACUUAUAGUCAAUGUGACUGUUACACCAUAAGACACUUACAAUGGAUUCUACGACCUCAGAAGACUCCGAGCAGAAAUACACUACUUCCAAAUUAAAAAAGAAGGAAUCGAAUGAUAAAAUGGUUCAGCGUUUGCAGGGGAUAUUACGAUGUUUGGUAAAACAGCUUGAGAAAGGAGAUAUUAAUGUAUCGGACCUAAAAAAUAAUAUUGAAUAUGCAGCAUCUGUAUUGGAAGCAGUUUACAUUGAUGAAACCAGACGCCUAUUGGAUACAGAGGAUGAGCUCUCUGACAUCCACACAGACUCGGUUCCGAUGGAGGUGAGAGACUGGUUGGCAUCCACCUUCACAAGGAAAAUGGGCAUGAGGAGAAGGAGGCCUGAAGAAAAACCAAAGUUUCGAAGUAUCGUCCAUGCAGUUCAAGCUGGAAUAUUCGUUGAAAGGAUGUACAGAAGAUCUUCCAAUAUGGCUGGUCUUACAUAUCCCUCAACAGUGAUAGCAUGUUUAAAGGAUAUCGAUCAAUGGUCUUUUAAUGUGUUUUCUUUAAAUGAAACUAGUGGAGAACAUGCACUUAAAUUUAUGGUUUAUGAGCUGUUUACACGAUAUGACCUUAUCAAUCGCUUUAAGAUUCCUGUUUCUUGCCUUGUAUCAUUUGUGGAAGCAUUAGAAGUUGGUUACAGCAAAUACAAAAAUCCAUACCACAAUUUAGUCCAUGCAGCUGAUGUUACCCAAACUGUGCACUACAUAUUGCUCCAUACAGGUAUCAUGCACUGGCUCACAGAACUGGACAUUUUGGCAAUGAUCUUAGCUGCUGCUAUCCAUGACUAUGAGCACACUGGGACCACAAACAACUUCCAUAUACAGACAAGGUCAGAUGCUGCAAUAUUGUAUAAUGAUCGUUCCGUACUAGAAAAUCAUCAUGUCAGUGCUGCCUAUCGAAUCAUGCAAGAGGAUGACAUGAAUAUUUUGGUAAAUGUAUCCAAAGACGACUGGAGAGACUUGAGAACACUGGUCAUCGAGAUGGUUUUAUCUACAGAUAUGUCUGGUCACUUUCAGCAGAUAAAAACUAUGAGGAGUACACUACAACAGCCAGAAGGAAUAGACAAAUCGAAAGCAAUGUCCUUGAUUCUUCACGCUGCAGACAUCAGUCAUCCAGCAAAAACGUGGGAUAUGCAUCAGAGGUGGACAGACUUACUGAUGGAGGAAUUCUUCCGACAGGGCGACAAAGAGGCUGAAUUAGGGCUUCCAUUCUCACCACUCUGUGACAGAAAAUCAACACUGGUAGCACAGUCACAAAUAGGGUUCAUAGACUUCAUAGUGGAGCCGACAUUCACACUUCUAACUGACUCAACAGAGAGAAUUGUUAUUCCUCUUAUAGAGGAAACUACAAAAUCUGAUCACUCUGUCUUUGAUAAGCCCAGUCUGAAUAAUUCUGAAGCUGGCGGUGGUACAGACACACAAAGAAAACCCAGCAUGCGAACGUCGCAGACUGAUGGAGGAUCUGUAAUGGAAUACUCUUUGGCGUCUGUGGACUUACAACAUUUCAAAAAGAAUUUGGUUGAAAUAAUUCAGCAGAACAAGGAAAGAUGGAAAGAACUGGCAGUACAAGAAAGAAAUUUAAAAUCCAUUAACAACAAUGAAGAAAGUGUAAGGGAAAUCUAAUCUUUUUUUUUAACAAUUUAAGGACAAUAUAAAAAAGCAAAAAGAUUGAUGGGAAAUGGAGGAAAAGCCUAACUGGGAUAUCAUUUAGGCAUAUGUCGAAAUGUACAACAAUCACUUUAUAUAUAUAUAUAUCUAUUUUUGGUGGCAUGAUAUUAGGACACUGGAGGAAAUCAUCAUUUAUCUUCAGAAUUUAAAUUCCAGCAAAGACCAGAAGACUGGGUUACGAUUCACGACAUGAUAAUUGCAGUGGACUGAUGGGAUAUUUGUAGUGGGAUUUACUAUUUAUGAAUCACAUAUACACGAUCAGAGCAUGUAAAUAUCAAAAGCAUGUAAAUAGUUUGUUGACCUAUGCACACGUAUCCUUUGGUACUUUCAAAAGAAAAUGUCUUUGACACUAGGAAAAUCAGUUUGUUUUUCUUUGCUGUUCCUUUGUGAACUUAUUUUCACUUUUUCAGACUGUUAAUAAACUUGGUUCAUUUUGA